GAUGGAUGAUAUUGCUGGCUAUGAGGGCUGGAGAUGGAUAUUCAUCAUCGAGGGCCUGGCUACAGUCAAUCUGGGAAUAAUGCUCGCUUCCUAAAAAUCCGGCAAAUUGUCAAUAGCAUUCAAAGCACAUUGCGCUAUGCUAUUUUGGCGUUUGCCUCGCCUGUUCCGGAAUGUAUCCAAUCCUAUCUGGCGUGAAUGCAUGGAAUGUGUCUAAUCUCCCCGAUCCCACUAAGCGUGCCAUUGGGAUUGGUUAUCUCAUUUGCAUGGGCAAUGCGGGUGGUCUAAUUGGAAGUUUCAUUUAUAAAGAGAAAGAGGCGCCACGGUAUGUCACUGGCUAUGGGAGCUCGAUUGCCUUUGCAUCUGCGGGAGUGAUUGCCUGCCUUGUGCUGGAAUUUUCUCUAUUCAGGUUGAAUCAGAAGAAGGCCAGGAUGACGGAGGUCCAAGUCCACGAGAUGUACUCAGAGGAAGAGUUGAGAGAGAUGGGGGAGAAAAGCCCGCUAUUCAAGUACAACUUAUAACUGAACCUGACUGCUACAGAGAACAAGUGAUUGAUAUAGAG
Molecule: messenger RNA, 559 nt
Organism: Aspergillus glaucus CBS 516.65
Lineage: Eukaryota; Fungi; Ascomycota; Eurotiomycetes; Eurotiales; Aspergillaceae
Exons: 4
Coding region: 171-518 (115 amino acids)
Cellular component (GO): membrane
Molecular function (GO): transmembrane transporter activity
Source: RefSeq, a predicted model, not a curated record